Prorocentrum cordatum is the source of this 1416-nucleotide messenger RNA. Lineage: Eukaryota; Dinophyceae; Prorocentrales; Prorocentraceae. The record is from the annotation of a GenBank genome assembly.
CGAAGACGGUCACAAGACAGCCCACGGGGGUCCCAAGACGGCGCCAGAGGCGCCCAAGGCGGCCCGAGAGGGCCCCACGACGGCCCAAGAUGGAGCCAAGAGGGCUCAAGCUGGCCAGAAGGAGAGGAUAUUUCAGUGCUUGCUUUACCGCCGCCUCUGGAGGGCCCGCCCAGCCGCAGGAGCCAUGGCCGCGCGCGGCGAGCAGGACGAGCAGCUCCUCGCGAGGCCCAGCGCGGCCCCGGGCGCUCCUGUCGUCUUGGGCCCGGAGACCGGGGGCGCCGAGGGUGAGCCAGGCGCCGAGGGGGAGCCGAGCCCGUGGCGGCCGGCGCGCGCGCGCGCGGUCGUCGCCGCACUGGUGGCCUGCGCCGUGCUCGCCGCACUGGUGGCGGUCGGUCCGCGGUCGAGGUCGGGCCAGGAGCGCUGGGCUCCACGGUGUCGCUCGCCCUGUCCGAUGAGGACUACAACGAGAUGUUGGACGGGGUAAAUCAAUUGCGCAUGGAGAAUGGCAUUCCUCCCCUCUGCUACAACGAGAAGCUCAACAAGGUAGCGCAGCAGUACGCCGACAAGCGUCGUGAAAACCCUCGGUCGGCGCACGUCGGGGAUGACGGCAGCGACCAUAAAGUCCGCAUAGCCAGGGGGGGUUACGAUGCCUUUCUUUCGGGGGAGCUCCUCUUCGGGGGAGACACAGUCUCCGACGUGCUAUUUUUCUGGAGUCACUCAGGCCCUGGGAUAUACAAUCUCUUUAAUCGGCGCUUUUCCCAGUUCGGCUUCGCAAAGAGCGGCCCAGAAUGGGUGGGGCUGUUCGCCCUACCACAAGGAAAGGAGGCCUGCAUCCAGGCCGGGGGCGGAGCGGAUGGGCACGGCGGCCUGUGCAGAGACUUCGUGCCCGCGGGCGAGUCGUCCUGGCACGACUCCGACGGGGAGACGUGCUCCUGGUACGCAAUUGGCAGUCAUUGCGCGGAUCACGGCCACAAAUACAAGAAGUUCAACCACACCGCCGACACGGCCUGCUGCGCUUGCGGUCGCGUCGAGGGCGGCGGCUGUAUGGAUUUGGUGCCGGACGGGUGGAAGGUGUGGACAGACGGUCAUAACGAACAAUGCAGCUAUUAUGCACGGGAAGGAGAUGUUGACCUCUGCCAGGCAUACGGCGGCAGUGCUCCCCAAGGGGGUUUGACGGCCAGAAUGGCCUGUUGCGUUUGCGGUGGUGGCCGCACGCUUGGCGAAGACCCAACGUCAGAUUUUUUAGCGCCCCCCCCGCCCUCCAGUGGUUUGGGCUGCGGCGAAGAUUGCCAAGAUUCCGCGGAGUGCCAUUCGACCCUAUUCUGUGAUCACAUGCACCAUAUUUGCAUGGACCCUGUGACAUUAUUGAUUUUUGGGUCGAACUGCCACGAGGUCGAUAAAUCUAAUUAUGCCUAG